AUGACAAUAUAUAAACUCUGUGAAAGAGGGCUGACAAUAGCCACUUUCUUCUCUGCCUCGACAAAGAAGCCACCAGCAAUGAAACUCCACGCUGCAGCUAUCCUCCUCGUCUUCUGCCUUGGCGUCCUCACUGUGCACACGGUGAAAGGGAGCGUUGGAAGUCAGUCCAUGCGCAAGUUCAGUUGUGUAAGUCUGUCUACACAGCAACUGAACAUCCGGCAGCUUGUCAACUAUGAAAAGCAACAAGUUCCACUAAAUGCCAUCAUGUUUAUCACCACAAAAGGUAUCAAGAUCUGCGUAAGCCCGAAUCAGAAGUGGGUGAAGGCUGCUAUAAAGAAUAUAGACCAAAGACGUACCACCAAAGGGAAAUAA
Molecule: messenger RNA, 372 nt
Organism: Gavia stellata (red-throated loon)
Lineage: Eukaryota; Metazoa; Chordata; Aves; Gaviiformes; Gaviidae
Product: lymphotactin
Exons: 3
Coding region: 1-372 (123 amino acids)
Biological process (GO): cellular response to tumor necrosis factor; cellular response to type II interferon; lymphocyte chemotaxis
Cellular component (GO): extracellular region
Molecular function (GO): chemokine activity; CCR chemokine receptor binding
Source: RefSeq, a predicted model, not a curated record